AUGAGUUCUAAUAUCGGAACAUCCAUCGGCGGAGCAUUUAUCAACUGGUUUUCCGAGGAUGUUAUGCCAAAAUUUGCUACAGCUGUCGACUUGACUGUACUGCUCAUUAGCAUAAUCCUCAAUGUUCUCCUGAUAGUAAUGUUCAACAAGAAACAUUUGUUCCUGGAUCCUGCUAAUAGACUUGUGUUUCAGCUGAUUAUUGUGGAUAUUCUCGCUUGGCUGUUUAUUCUCAUCCCAGGGGCGGUGGUAGCCUUGAGGGGACAAUGGGAUCUACCAAUGUCUGUGUGUUACGCCCAGGUGGUUAUGGUGAACUCCAUCUACCUUGUGAUGUUCGGUCUCAUCACUACGUUAUUUAUAGAGAGGACAGUUUUAGUUAGGAAUCCAAAGUUACACGAGAAAGUGUUUGGAAAGGUUUCCCAUGUUAAUAUAAUUUCAUUUCUAAUCUGGGGUAUCGAUUUCGGCAUCGCUUCCGUUCCGACGUCUGGAUGGAGUCGCAUUGACUACGACUUCUAUCAUGGAAGUUGUACUGUCUAUCACGAAUCCAACGUAUACUAUGCCAUUAUACUGUUUAUGUUCGGCAUGGGAUUAUCCAUCUUGUCCGGUGUUGUCUGCGUUCCUAUAAUUCUAAAAUCACGAAAGGAGAGAAUCGUGUUUGAAAAUGCAGAAGCCGCUAAGAUUGAGGCAGAACUUCGUCGUAAGAAGCGGAUGGAGACAAUCGCAGAAGAGAAAAAAGAAGCAGAAAAAAAUAAAGACGACAAGGAUUUAGAAAAGAAAUCUCUUACUCCUCAUGCCAAACAAGGAUGGACAGACACUAAACAACCAGAUCAACAUAAAGAUAAUAAAACAAGGAACAGGAAAGGGAAAAAGAGAGCACGGCGUGCUAGAACGCCGAAACGGCGAGACAAGCGUCUACUAGAGGAUGAUUACGAUGACCCCGACUUCCACCUUACGGUCACAUAUUUGAUAAUGUGGGUACUUAUAUUGAUAUUGUGGCUACCUUACUUUAUAGUGGUAUUCCGACACGCGAUCAGCAACGAUCUAGAGUUCUGGAGAGGAUACUACUCUAUUACCAUCAUAAUUGCCCUCUUCAGUUUUUGUAUCAAACCGAUCAUAUAUCUGUCUCAUAAUAGACAUAUGCAAGAGAAAACAAAGAAUACUAUCCCAGACAAUGUCGUCAAUAGAGCAACAGCCCUUCGGAUGUCUUUCAGUGACGUUGUUGACAAACUCGAUAAAAUAGUGUUUAAAUCUCCAAGGCCUCAGCCGUCUAUCCAGACGACGGUGAAAGCCCAUUCUAUAGCUAUGAAUUGGAUGAAGAAGUCGAAUGUGAAAGGCGAAGAAGCUAAACCAGAAGUGAGGGGUACGGGAGAUAAUGGUAAAGAUACAAACAAAUUUGACAAAUCACAAAACCCUGGGAACGAAAUAGCUAAAAACGAAACGGACAUUUCUAAGUCGAUUUCUCCUAACCCGUCUGAGGAAGCGGGUAUACUCCCUAAGGUGACUACCUCCACAUCACCAGGUCCAUUGGAAACUAGUACUGCUAUAGGGGCCAGGGAAUCAACCUUGAUCGAUAUCGAGGGCACCGAACAAGUAACGGACAGGUGGCCAUUGACUAGAUCACCAGAACACAUUUCACGUAUGUGA
Pecten maximus is the source of this 1641-nucleotide messenger RNA. RefSeq lists its product as uncharacterized. Gene Ontology annotation, biological process: G protein-coupled receptor signaling pathway. The record is from RefSeq and is a predicted model, not a curated record. Gene Ontology annotation, cellular component: membrane. Gene Ontology annotation, molecular function: G protein-coupled receptor activity. The transcript has a single exon. Bases 1 to 1641 code for a protein of 546 amino acids. Lineage: Eukaryota; Metazoa; Mollusca; Bivalvia; Pectinida; Pectinidae.